AUAUAUAUUUACAUCUAAAAAAUAAAUAAAAAUGUUUUCUGGAAAUUAAGAGGCAACUUACAGUAGGCUACAACUUGCAUGUUAUGUGAAACUUCGUUUCGAUCAUGUAUAUUGUACUUAUGACAUUGCAUAUAUGAACGUUUAAUGUCAGUACCAAAAACAGAGACUACAGGAAAAAAAUGUUGGAUAUUUUACGAAAGAAAAUUAGCAGGCAUGCUUUGGUCGUCCAUGAGUUGGGUCCUUGUAAUUCUGUGCACUUCCUUGUUGGUGUAAAAAUGGCAUCCAAGGUGCAAUGAGAGCGGGGACGGCAAUUCUCCAGGAUUGAUAUGAAAUCAGGGACGAGGAAGCUGUAAGAUUUGUGGUGCAUAUUGUUCUGUGCUGACAGUCGAUAUGCAAUACAUUGACUUGGUCAGCUUUGUCACAGCAGGGAAAGUGGGGAAAUACGCUUGAUUAGCAAUCCACUGAAUCCCAAAGGCGUGUAGGAAUUGCUGUUAGCAAGCUAAGCGAGACAGUGACUGCUUAGCUAAUGAAUUCAGCGGUUGCAAUUCAUUUGUAUCGAUCAGCCUGAUAUAUUGUCAAACAUGGCCAUUACCCAAUUCCGCCUUUUCAAGAUAUGCACAUGUCUAGCUACAAUACUCUCCUUCUUCAAAAGACUAAUAUGCAGGACUGGGAGGUUGCGCAAGCUAAGCGGUGAUCAGAUAACACUUCCAACCACUGUUGAUUUUUCAUCCGUGCCCAAACAGCCAGAAAUUGAGGAGUGGAGUUCGUGGGAUGAAGAUGCUCCAACCAGCAUUAAAAUCGAGGGUGGAAAUGGGGUAGUGCCUCCACAGCAGGAUGACGCUGAAGAAGAGGAGCCAGACUACUUCAAAGACAUGGCACCAACCAUCAGGAAAACCCAAAAGAUUGUGUUGAAGAAGAGGGAGCCACUGAACUUCUCUGCCCCAGACAACUCCACAGGCUUCUCCAGCAGGCUGGCCGCCACACAGGACGUGUCCUUCAUCACACCAUCGGCGGAGCUGGGAGACAUGGAUGCCUGGCAGGAGGACCCGAGUGCCUGGGAGGACGAGUCCGACGCUGCCUGGGAGGCCGAGGAGGUGCUCAGACAGCAGAAGUUGGCCGAUAGGGAAAAACGUACCAUGGAACAGCAGAGGAAGAAGAUGGAGAAGGAUGCGCAGAGGAUGAUGAAGAAGGAACAGAAGAUUGCCGUCAAGCUUUCCUAACAUUUCCUCUUUUCGUAAUGAGCGCUGGACACUCACGGACAAAAAAAAGAAAUUUCGUCGUCCGUUUGGUUAAUUGCAGUCACUUGACAUACAAAGUAAAAUCCAUCCUUGCUGAGUGUUUGGUUUUUUUUAUUUCCUUUUUUUAAUUUUUUUUUUUUAAUUGUCCAUUGCUAUUUUUUAACCCCCCUGGCCAGAAAUUCGACCCAAUAUCAGUGUGAAACCACUGACUGUCUCCCUGCUCUUGCAGUUUUAUUGUACAACUUACAGUAACACCAGUUUUACUCUCCCCUCAAGUAAAGUAAAGUGUGUGUGUGUGUGUGUGUGUGCGUGUGUGCGUGUGUGUGCGCAUGUAAGCGUGGAUGUGUGCAUCUAUACCCCUAACUACAAGUGCACCCUGGAGAGAACUUGAUGACGCCCCCUUUCCUUAUUUAUGAAAACUUGAAGAAGUUUGAGUGGGAUAAUAUCAAAUGGACAAACACUAAGUCUUUUUUUUUUUUUUUUUUUUUUUCCCUCUAAUACUUUUACCCCCAGUGCGCACUACUCCCAAGAGUCUUGCUGUGCAUGAGACACUUGGAUAAAUCAGCUCACAGGCUUCGUGGAUUGUAUAGAUUGAAUGGAGAUGUGGAUCAGAAUCUGGCACUUGCCAGUACAUACUGUCACUUAGUUUGUAGUAUUGCUGGAGAAAACAAAAUUCGUCACUGGUUGAAAUCUCCACUGCCCCCAACCCCCUUGCUGUAUGCCAAUGUAAAGGUCAUCUCGUAUUCAACCCUGAUCCAUAUUGAACACUGAAUCUCGGUGGAAGGCCAAUGUGCUCUGCUUUGGAUAUACCGAGAAGAAACGGACACUGUUAGGCUUGUUUCAGCAAUAUGUUUUUGUUUUUAAAAUGCUAUUUAAUGUCUAUGUGUGUUGGCUGUGUUUUGAAUGAGCUGUAGAUGUAGACGUGAGAAUGCAUGAGGCUGAUGGGGGCGCGUGAGGACAGCAGCACUGCUACGUUGUCAUGGCAACAUGGGACAAUUUUUUUUUUUUUUUUUGAAUGGUUUGGCUGAUGAGUCUAUGGCCACUCUCUCAUUGACUUAGACCUAUCUGCUAGGUGACAUAACGGGUAUAGUGCUCCUAGUCAAAAUCCAUCCGCCCAUCUCAAGAUGUCACCCUGCAGUAUGGUAUAAAGAGAACUGAGGGAAAGGCCUUAACCAGUUUCAUUUGUUAGUCAACAAUGACUGGCUGUGGUUUGUUGGUGUAAGUAUGCGAUCAUUCACAAAUUCAGGGCUUUUCUGAUUGAGCUAAAUUUUUGUUACAAAGGGAUGUGUUUGAUCAAGAUGUUGCAGGUGGAUCUCAAGUAGUGUGUUUUGCUUGGUCAGAACAUAGUAUGGUUCAUUUUGCGGGAGAUAAAUUUCCCGUGCAUGCAGUGAUGCUUGAACCUGCCGACUGAAAGAAAGAGCAGUUUCAGAUGAUUGGCAGGUGAUAUGCCUUUUGUAUCUUUAUUUUUUUUCUUUGCAAACUCAUGACCGGCCAAUUUGUGAAACAAAUGUAGCAAGGGGGUGAAAGUUGCAUGAUUUCUCAUGACAAAAGAAAUGUUUGAUUUUUUUUUUUUUACAUUCUUUUUUUAUUUUGCACAUUCCUUCGUUGUCAGUAAUAAAUGUGUGGAGCUCCACUUUGUGUGUAUGUGUGUGUGUGUGUGUGUGUGUUGCACAUUCAAGAGACUGUGCCAUGUAUUAUUAAAACAACCUUGAGUUUUGGA
Molecule: messenger RNA, 2958 nt
Organism: Alosa sapidissima (American shad)
Lineage: Eukaryota; Metazoa; Chordata; Actinopteri; Clupeiformes; Clupeidae
Gene: ebag9
Product: estrogen receptor binding site associated antigen 9
Exons: 7
Coding region: 582-1220 (212 amino acids)
Cellular component (GO): secretory granule
Source: RefSeq, a predicted model, not a curated record